Molecule: messenger RNA, 3351 nt
Organism: Phymastichus coffea
Lineage: Eukaryota; Metazoa; Arthropoda; Insecta; Hymenoptera; Eulophidae
Exons: 16
Coding region: 1-3351 (1116 amino acids)
Cellular component (GO): nucleus
Source: RefSeq, a predicted model, not a curated record
AUGGAAAAGCAGACGUCGGGAUUCACAGAAGCACAUACCGUUGGUUAUUUGUCAAACUUCCCCGCGAUAUAUACGUAUAACACCUCGGCAACGGGAAUAAUAAACAACUCGACCCUGAAGCAACUCAUGGAGGUGGAUCAAGGCACUCCUUCAACGGGCUACUCCUCCGACGAAGGUAUCGCUGGCGAUUUGUUGAUGCUCAAUGGCGUCUCCGGCGAGGACGAACCAUCAGGGGAAUCAUCACUCGACGCAUCACAGGCGCUGGGAAUAGCGUCGACAGAAGAUGAGAUUAUUAGUGUUUACGAGGUUUUCGUCAAGGAAGGUUUAAAUGAGCAGCAGCAAUUGACAAAGAGAAAACCUGGUGUUUCGGUGAUCUCUGCCCAUCCAGCUGGCAUUCUCACGAAGCGUCAAGACGAGUGUGCGCUGGAUUUGGAUGAUAUCGACAUUAUCAGUGUGGACGGUGAUGCCGCUGAGAAUGACGAGGAUGAGGUCGAUGUCGCUGCUAAGGAAGUGAUCGAGAGGGAGGAACUCGAGGCUCUCCAAUCAGCAGCAAAUGCGUCGGAGGAAAAUAUGGCGGCUACGGCGGUGAGCAACCAGUCUGGCGAGCGACCCUCACCCGUGUCAACGGGUGCUCAGCUAAUUGAUAAAGAUGAUCCUCGAUCGAGGCUGCACUACGUCAAAUACCUCAAGCGUGACGGCAAAACCUUGAAAAUCUGGGAGUGUGGAAUAUGCUCAAAGGAAUUCCGUCACCAGUACACGCUGAUGCGCCACUUGCCGACGCACACGGACGAGCGCAACUUCAAGUGUGACGUGUGCGGUAAAGCAUUUCGGCAACUCUCAACUCUCAGCCAGCACAAGGCAAUUCACAGUGACGCUCGGCCCUACGUCUGCGAUUUCUGCAAGAAGACCUUCAACAGAGUCUCGACUUUGAUAUCACAUCGAAAGACUCACUCGGAGCACAAGCCGCACAAGUGCCACCUCUGCGGCAAGGGAUUUCAUCAGAAAGGAAAUUUACGCAACCACGUAUUCACCCAUACAAAUGAGCGCCCAUACAAGUGUGAUAUCUGUGGGAAAGGCUUCAAUCAGAUGUCAAAUCUCGUUUGCCAUAAGGUCAAGGCUCACGCUCAUGCCGAAAAGAUGCAGUACUCUUGUGGCAUCUGUGGCAAGGAGUUCCCAAGGCGUUUCGCUCUACGCUCGCAUGAGGAGUAUAAGCACGGCAUCAAGUAUCGUCAGACCUCGAGCUCACAAACCACAGCUAACGAACUAAGGACUUCCAAGAGGAAAAGCGUGCGAGUCGUCCAAGUUCCCGAGGAUGAUCCGCAUGGUUCAUUUUCAGAUUCACGUGAUAAAGAUAUGGAUAUGACAGAGUUUAUGGAAAAUAUUAUCAUCGAUAAAAUCGAAACUAAAGCGAUGGAAGCUGCUUUAUUACAAGGACAGACGCCAUUUGCACUAUUCAAGCCUGCUAAGGGUAUUCCCGUACUUGUCAAAGUUACACCGAGUGGAGAUUUCAAUCAUUUGCUGACGCCAGCCACAGCGGAUGACUUGAAGAUUUCGGAAAAUAUAGAUUCCAACAAUGCUCAACUCUCAGAAGAUGGAUCUAAAUCUAUACAGAUCAAGGUUCCUGUUGUAGCUACUGUAACUGAAAAGCUCGAAUCGGAUGGAAAAAUCUGCUUCUUGAUUGAAGCUCCUGGUCCAGAACAAGAGCAAGUCUAUAUGCUACGAAACAUGAGGGCAAAACCAAGCUGGCAUUCACCUUUGUCGAUAUUCGUACAUAUAUUCCCUUUCCACCUUCCUUUAGACAAUUUGUUAACGCCAGUCGAUUCGGUCCCGGAGGUGCUGCCUUGCGAGGAUGAUCUCGACUAUUCCCCACCUGAAUCGUUCCCAAAUCAAGAACAAAAUAUACCAGCAUCAGUAGAGUCCGUAACCGAGCAACAACAGGAACCACUUCUCGAGUUGGCUGCAAUGGGAGACAUUCAACUAUUUAUGCGCCCAACAGAGAACGGUCGAUACGAGCCUGUGGAAAGCAGCGAAGCACGAUACUUGAUUGCCCAAAAAUCAUGCGAUGUCAAGUUUUACGGCGCCGAGGAAGCUGAAGCUAUCGUCAAUGGUGAACUUAACUAUAUUCCUACUGGUAGUUCAACAACAACGGCUGUGGAAGUCCUGCAAAAUCAACAAUCUCCAGAAAUUGUUGUACCUGAUUCCAAUGGAAUUAUGGUACUCGAUCCAAAUAAUGAUCAGAAGGCUUUGACGCUUGGUGAUUUGGAGAUUCUUAAUACAGAUUUGAGGCAGAUUCUUUUCAAAUGCUCCGAGGAAAGGUUCGUGUCCGAGUCAGAACCAUCUUACCUCACGCAGGCUAAAAUUGACGAGAUUCUCAAUACAAAACCAAUAACCACAGAUGCUAUAGCUAAUGUAGAUCAAAAUAAUUAUACUGCAGGUAGGAUUUUGAAUGAACUACCGAGUUAUUCAACAUAUCCCAGUGAAAUGCAAACCAUUGCGACUUCAUUAUUGUGCAACAGACAUCCACAUCAGACAUAUCCGUACCCAAUAUCGGCACCUCAGCAGCCCAUAUCAUAUUCCAAAAAUAAUCCAGGAUUUACAGACGAGGAGAUAGGUGCUAUUUUCGGGGAAGAAUAUCCAUCUGCAAUUGAUUAUUCAGUACUAACGGAAAUAAAUAAUCGGCUGCGGGCACCCGAUUUUGACGACGAUUCGGAUGGUUUUUUCCAAUCGGGUGUUAAAGUUGUCGCACAAAGGAAUCCUAAUUCACAAAUGUUUGAAAAUGCAAUGGAGAGGCAAUAUGAGCGCGUGACGAGUCCUAUGAAACCACCUGAUGUUUCAUCUUUGGAUUUGACAACACAACUCGAUGAUUUGAAAUUCUUAAACACUUACGAUCAACUUCUCAAGAGCUCGAUGUGCGAAUCAAGUCUUCCACCUUAUAAUUCGCUUGGUACUCCGUUGAGCUCAUUUAUUCCUGAUGAGAUAAAGAAAGAUAUUCCGUUUGAAGUCAAAUAUUUCCCGUCGGAAGAUUUUGAAAACAAAGAAAAUAAUAACAAGCAAAUGAACUUCAAGAGUUUUGAUCAUUUAACUCCGGAUGGAUCAUUCGGACAGAAUGGCAGUGCAAUAGUCAACGCUUUAUCGAGUGUUGAGAACUUGUUAGAAAGAGAACAAGAUAAACUGAAAAUGGACGCGGGGAACUUUUUACAAGCUUGCAGUCCCUGUGGUCCAGCUGAUUUUCUUUACUUUGAAAAUCGCUUCACCGACAGAGAUGUUGCGAGUAGUCCCUCUUGCUCAUUAGAGCGCUUUCCACAAGAGAAAGAAAUAGCUACAGGUUCGUUACCAGAUUUGGAUUGUUGA